Hippocampus zosterae (dwarf seahorse) is the source of this 4362-nucleotide messenger RNA. It is a transcript of the gene ipcef1, whose product is annotated as interaction protein for cytohesin exchange factors 1. The transcript is spliced from 11 exons. The record is from RefSeq and is a predicted model, not a curated record. Lineage: Eukaryota; Metazoa; Chordata; Actinopteri; Syngnathiformes; Syngnathidae. Bases 1701 to 3077 code for a protein of 458 amino acids.
UGCACCACAAGACCGCUUGUGGCGACCAUAGGAGCUCUACAAAGUGAGCAGACGAGGUUGUGAUAUCAUAGCCUGCACCCCUCCCCCUUUGACACAUUCUCUUGCUCAAGAAGAAUAGCCUCUCUGUCAGCCCUUUCUCUCACACACUUGGUUUCGGGUCAGGAAGGGUGUGGAGUGGUGUUGGGGCCGUGAGGUACAUUAGAUAAGUGCCGUGACAAUUCCCAGCAUGAAUCGUGUUGGGAGAUUGAGCACUACAAUGGUGUGACCAAUCAGAACUGUCGGAAAUCCUUAAGGCCUCUUGAACCUUCGCUGCAUAGAAAUGCUGCUUUUAUUCAUGAUUAAGUUGUACACUGACACUUGGGGAAAAAAAUAAUGUGAAGGAUGUGGAAAUGAAAUGAUCCAUUAGGACACAGAAUUACAUUAAAUGGACAAUAUGUGCUGUAUGCCCUCCCGAACAAGGUGGGCAUGCUCCACACACUGAUGAUUUUUGAAGUUUAUUUGUGAGCAACAUAUAUAUCGAUAACCACGGCCUAAUCACUGUAAGAGCUUUUGCCUCUUUGGACGGGCUGCCACUGUAAAAAUUAGCGUGUGGUAUGACUCCUUAACAAACUUUGGCCAUAUUUACAAAGUCAAGCUACCUUUUUUGCGAACUGCACUAAACAGGAAUCAUCCAUUUUCUGAUCCGCUUUAUCCUCACAAGGGUCACGGGGCGUGCUGGAGCCUAUCCCAGCUGUCUUCGGGCAGUAGACGGGGGACAUCCCCUUACCGGUCGCCAGCCAAUCGCAGGGCACACAGAGAUGAACAACCAUCCGCGCUCACACUCACACCUAGGGACAAUUUAAAAUGUUCAAUCAGCCUGCCAUGCAUCUUUUUGUGAGAGACAUUGAGGCGGCAAAAUAGCAUUUUAUGGCAAAUGUGGAAAUUGUCAAUUCAAAUCCAGCUCGCUUUGUGUUGACACGAGAUGCCUAUUUAAAUUGAAAUUAAGUCUCAUACAGGAUUCGUGACUGCACCUGUCCUGUUUACCUUCAUUCCAGUAAAGACAGUUAAAGUGCUGCAUACACUGACAUAGGAGCAUGGGUGCCGCCAUAGCAACAACCGUUUUGUGAUGCAAAGCAAAUGAGUGGAUACAUUAUCUGUUAUUUUGGGUCAGCUUUGAAAUUGCUUUAUUGACUCAGAGCCGGUAAAUUAAAAGUGCUUGUAGAUUACUUGUUUUCAGUAGCAGUUCCCAAGAACAAUUAAUUGUUAGGUCUUUGAUGACUCUUAACUGUCCAUAAGUGUAAUUGUUCUUUUUGGAAUUUCAUGUGAAUUUUACUUUUUAAAGUGGAAUAAUAUCAUUACAGUUAAGAACCUAAUUCAUGUUACUUUGACACAGAUUCGAAGCUAUUGGCUAAACUGAAACUAAUGCCUUUAUUUUGAAAGUAUUUGUCAUUAUUUAGACAUUCCCACCACGUUUGAUUUGACUUCCUCCUUCAUGUGCGUUGCCUGAAGCUUUUUACCUUGCAGCGACACCCGGUGGCAAACAAUCGGGUCGUCUUUUGAAAGAUGUACAGCAGUUUUCUCAAAUGUGAACUACAUUAACUAUGUCGAAACUUUCUUUUAUUUCGGCGCAUUGUAUGAAACGCACUUGUUUCACCUUAUUUUAAUGUUUAGGGCAAAUCACCUGAUAACAAAGCCUAUUUUGUAGUUUUCUCUUGUCCGACAUGCUCGCCAAAGUUUGGUCGAACUUGGAGCGCACUUUUCGGCCUACGCUACUGUCGGUGACAAUGUGGUGGCAGGCUGCCUUCCCCAUAUCUGUAUCACCCUCAAUGGCUGCUGAUGAUUACAACCCUGUCUCUCUGCGACACAAGUCCAAGAAGAAGAGCCGAGGAGCCAAUGGUGCGAUGAGCAGACGGCGGGUGUCAGUCAAAGAGCUGGGUCAGCCAGACCACCAGGGUUGGUUGUACAAGAAGAAAGAGAGCAAAGGCUUCCUGGGUAUGAAAUGGAAGAAGUUCUGGUUCGUCCUAAAGAAGACUGCAUUAUAUUGGUACACAAAUGCGCAGGCGGAGAAAGCCGAGGGCUACAUUGACCUCACCAACUUCAUGAUCGACCGAGCCAUCGAGUGCAAGAAGAAACAUGCAUUCAAAGCCUGCCACCCACAAGUCAUGAUGUUUUAUUUUGCUGCUGAGAACCAUGAAGAAAUGAACGUAUGGUUGAAUAAGCUCGGGCUUGCCUCCAUUCAUUAUGAGCCCACGGAACGAAACCCAGAAGCUGAAUGUUACAGUGAGGCUAGUGACCAUGAAGAAGCAGAAACCACAGACAUACCUCCGCCACCAUACUGUGAACAGACCCUGCGGGACUCCCUUGCACCAUCUGGUUCUCCUGGGAGUACACAUCAGGGCACUCUUCCUCCACCGUACUCCUCGGCGGUCCCCAGCGAAGCAAACUGCUCGCAUUCCUCACCUCUCAGUACGAUGACGUCGCAGAGUUCAUCCGCCUCAUCUCUCUCCAAACAGCGUCAGUCUUGGUUGGACCUGGUCGCGCAGGUUUCUACUGCUCCCAUAGGCGAAGUGCCAGCGGUGCGCUCAGUCCAGGUGCACUUGCAUGAACCUCCGCCAGAGGAGGAGGAAGCGCCGGAGUGGUGGGCUCCUCUGGAGUUGGCUGGAACAGGGUCCAGUGAGGAAGGAGCGGCAAAGGAGGAGACUUCAGGUGAUCACUGUAACAGCACUGACGAGAUGGAGAAGCUGUAUAUCCACCUGAAGGAGGCCAGCCUAUCGCCAAUAGGAGACCGCAAACCAUCCACCAAACGGGAAUUCAGAGCCUCCUUUGUGAAACGCUGCAAAAAUCACUCCGUUAAUGAGAAACUGCAUCUUAUCAGGACACUGAACAGCACAUUGAAGUCAAAACAGGCAGACCUACAGGCAUUAGAGCAGGUGCUGUCAGACCCUGAGCUGACCUCGGUCAGGUUCCGAGAAUGGAAGGAAUCCAAUGGGCCUUUGGUGCAAGAGAUCUGUGUCCUAAAUGACCAGCAGGUGGAGGCAGAGGCCUUCCAAGAUGGCGCGUCAGUCAUUGCUACUCCGGUGGCUGAGACCAGUUUAUAAAUGCUCCGUUUUAUGCUACUGGCUUUGGGCUCUCACACACACGCACACACACACACACACACACACACACACACACUCUGCUGUUGAAUUUUCAAAUGGGACUACUGUGGACGUCAAAGAUUUUCAAGUAGAAAAUGGAUCCUUAAUUAAUGAAAACUGUUCUGUAUACAGGUUUUCCGAAAUGGAAUCUGUGCAGCCACUCAUAGGUCACAUUGCAAUGUGAAAUGCAUCCUAGUAUUAUUUUUUCCAUUUGAUUUGUAAGAUUAGCAAACAUUGCAGUUGAUUGUUUUUACUUCUUCAGCGUUCGUGUUUCGUGUUGUAUUCUACAUUGCUUUUCACAUGGAAACAGUUGGUCUUGUUAUACAUUUGAUGUAUUUAGAUGGCGUCCGUACUGGAUAUGUUUUUAACAGCUUUCAGUCUCUUAUUGGUGCCAUGCACCUUCUAUGCCUGUUACACCUUUUUAAACAAACUAUUGAGAAGAAUCUCAUCAGAAUGACAGUCUGCACGGAGAGAGGAAUUGCCAUAAAUCAUGAGCAUUUUCACAUUUGAAAGAUUUUUAGAUGAUGUCAAGCAGAACUGUUUUAUCUACACUGUCAUUUAAAAGGCUGUUAUUACUUGCAUAUUGACUUGUUUUCACUGCUGUAAAUUAAACCAAACCAAACAAAUGAAACAUGUAUACAGUAUUUUAGUCCCGACGGAACACUGGCAGUGGGAAACUUGUACCCUGCAUAGAACACUGGUAAACUGCAAAUUUUAAUCAUAGCCUGCUUCAUGUGUCCCUCAACAUAAAUUUGAUGCUUAUUAAAAAAAUAUAUCUUUACAUUGUUUCCCGAGCACAUCAGGAGAAAAAGUGAGAUUAAGUUUGACCGAUAAAAGUUUGGGUAAUACAGAUUUUACCGUGUGUGUGUGCGUGUGUGUGCGUGCGUGUGUAUUUAUUUAUGAAAACUUGACCUAGAGAAAAAAACAAGAGGAUUUAGAAUCAGUGCAAAAUAAUCAUCUAGACACGUUUACCUGCUACUCUGAAAAUGUUAAAUUUGUUGACCAAUGUAAUUAUCACACAAAUCAUGUUGUGAAAUAGUCCAAGUCGCAAUCCAAAAUCAAUGACCUGGGAGUGCGCCAACCUUGGUCUAACUCUCCAAAGUAAUGUCGGCUUUUGAGACUCCUAAAAUUGAGACAUCGACUCUACAGUAUGUCUCUGGGUGACGUAUUUCAAUGUGUAUAAUGAAGCUCUCGAUGAUGAUGACCUUUUGUAACCAGGACAAUAAAACACGACUGUAAAAGCGAA